AUGGUCAACUCCUGCUGUGGAUCCGUCUGCUCCGCCCUGAGCUGCGGAGGAGACUGCUGCCAAGAGACCUGUUGUGAGCCCGGCUGCUGCAGCAGCCCUUGCUGCCCCCCGACCUGCUGCCAGACCACUUGCUGCAGGACCACCUGCUGCCGCCCAACCUGCUGCAGGCCCACUUGCUGCCAGUCGGUCUGCUGCCAGCCCACUUGCUGCCGCCCAGUCUGCUGUGUGUCCAGCUGCUGCAGGCCCUGCUGCCCCCGACCUUGCUGCGUGUCCACCUGCUGCAGGCCCUGCUGCCCCCGACCAUGCUGUGUGUCCAGCUGCUGCAGGCCCUGCUGCCCCCGACCUUGCUGCGUGCCCAGCUGCUGCAGGCCCUGCUGUCCCAGGCCCUGCUGCCCCCGACCCUGCUGUGUGACUAGUUGCUGCCAGCCCUGCUGCCGCCCAACCUGCUGCCAAACCACUUGCUGCCGGACGACUUGCUGCCGCCCGACCUGCUGUGUGCCCACCUGCUGCCAGCCUUGCUGCCGCCCAGCUUGUUGCCAAACCACUUGCUGCAGAACCACUUGCUGCCGCCCUACUUGUGGGGCAUCAUCUUGCUGCUGA
Molecule: messenger RNA, 600 nt
Organism: Ornithorhynchus anatinus (platypus)
Lineage: Eukaryota; Metazoa; Chordata; Mammalia; Monotremata; Ornithorhynchidae
Product: keratin-associated protein 4-4-like
Exons: 1
Coding region: 1-600 (199 amino acids)
Cellular component (GO): keratin filament
Source: RefSeq, a predicted model, not a curated record